AUGGCGGCGGCCGUGUCGCCCUUUAGCGGAGUGCUGCAGCUGACCGACCUGGAUGACUUUAUUGGGCCCUCGCAGGAUUGCAUCAAACCCAUCAAAGUCGACAAGAAGGCCGGGAAAGCGGCAGCCAAGAUCCGUAUUGAAGAUGACGGGAGUUAUUUCCAAGUGAGCGAGGAUGGAGAAUCGCAGAAGCUGGAGAAAGCCAAGAUUACUCUCAACGACUGCUUGGCUUGCAGUGGCUGCAUAACGUCAGCGGAGAGCGUCUUAAUCACACAGCAGAGCCACGAAGAACUGUACAAAGUGUUAAAUACGAACAAGAAUGCAGGUUCUGCUUCCCAGAAGCUGGUGGUGGUCUCUGUUUCUCCCCAAUGCAGAGCUUCCCUGGCUGCAAGAUACAAACUGGCUCCUUUGGACACAGCCAAGAAGCUGACGGCGUUCUUCAAAAGAUUAGGGGUGCACUUUGUUUUCGACACAACCUUCUCCCGCAACUUCAGCCUGCUGGAGAGCCAGCGAGAGUUUGUGCGCCGCUUCCGGAGGCGAGCCGAGGAGGAAAGGGCACUGCCCAUGUUGGCCGCUGCCUGCCCAGGCUGGAUCUGCUACGCCGAGAAGACCCACGGGAGCUUCAUCAUCCCGCACGUCAGCACUGCCAAGUCGCCCCAGCAGGUGAUGGGCUCCCUGGUGAAAGGGUGCUUCGCAGAGCGGCAGAAUUUGACGCCUGACCAGAUCUACCACGUGGCGGUGAUGCCCUGCUAUGACAAGAAACUGGAAGCGUCCCGGCCCGAUUUCUUCAUCCAGGAGCACCAAACCCGGGAGGUGGACUGUGUGAUCACGACAGGAGAAGUGGUGAAGCUGCUGGACCAAGAAGGCGUUUCCCUUGUUGACAUGGAGCCUGCACCGCUGGAUGGGAUGUUCAGCAGCCCUUCCGAAGAGCGGCUUCUUGGCCAUGCCGGAGGCGGUUCUGGGGGCUACCUGGAGCACAUCUUCAAGCACGCAGCGAUGGAGCUCUUUGGGAUUCAAGUGGGCCACGUGGAGUAUAAGCCCUUGAGGAACAAAGAUUUCCAGGAGGUGACCCUGGAGAAGGAGGGUGAAGUCGUGCUGCGCUUUGCCUUGGCUUACGGAUUUCGGAACAUCCAGAACUUGGUGCAGAAACUGAAGCGGGGGAAGUCGCCGUAUCACUACGUGGAAGUCAUGGCCUGCCCUUCAGGGUGCUUGAACGGAGGAGGGCAGCUCAGAGCAGACGGGGAAGCCAGCAAAGAUCUGCUGCAGCAGGUGGAGAGGCUGUACGACUUGGCAGAGGCAGAGAAGCCAGAGGCGAACCAGGACGUGAGGGCGGUCUAUGAAGAAUGGCUGGGUGGGCCUGAGUCGGAGCAGGCGCGGCAAGCCCUUCACACCCAGUACCACCCGGUGGAGAAGGCGAACGCCGCUUCCAUGAACAUCAAGUGGUGA
Euleptes europaea (tarantolino) is the source of this 1443-nucleotide messenger RNA. RefSeq names its product cytosolic iron-sulfur assembly component 3 (gene CIAO3). Gene Ontology annotation, molecular function: 4 iron, 4 sulfur cluster binding. The record is from RefSeq and is a predicted model, not a curated record. Gene Ontology annotation, biological process: iron-sulfur cluster assembly. Lineage: Eukaryota; Metazoa; Chordata; Lepidosauria; Squamata; Sphaerodactylidae. The transcript has 11 exons. Bases 1 to 1443 code for a protein of 480 amino acids. Gene Ontology annotation, cellular component: cytosolic [4Fe-4S] assembly targeting complex.